AUGUCUGCUCAGACACGGCCACCCGACAGCCUAUUGGCCAACCUAUCUAUCCCGAUGAACGACGACGACAGCAACGACGCGCCAAUAGUCGCUUACCUCACGCCCCUCUCUGACGACAACGUCUCCCACCUCCUCCCAGCCCUCAUCCCCCUCCUUUCCAAUUGGCGCCGUGACGCCCUGCACUCCCACCUCCUCCGCCGCCUCGCCCACGCCUCCCCAACCUCAGCACUCACCACAGCCCUCGCCACCAUCCUCUCCGCCCCCGACGCCCCCAACGCCUCCUCCACCAAUCCGCGCACCCACGCCAUCGCCCUCAACCAUCUCGUCCAAUCCCUCCCCCUCCGCGCCCUACCCCCCUACAUCCCCGCCCUAACGCACCUCUCCAACCCACCCCCAUCCAGUACCUCCGACGACGACGACGCCGCCCGGAUCGCCGCCGCCUGGACCGCCUCCACGGCAACCGCCGUCCUGCGCCUCGCCGCGGGCGACGUCUGGACGCCGGAAAACAAGUUCGACCACCUGGCCAUCCGCUCGCUGCACGCGGGCGCGCGCUCGCCGGCGCUGAUGGCGCCGUUCGUGCCGGACCUGCUCCGCUGGCUGCAGGACUACCACUGGCCCGUGUACGCGGCCUGCGCGGCGCAGCUGGCGCGCUUUCCCGAGGUCGCGGCAGAGGGGGUGCGGCACGUGCUGCGCGUGCAGGCCAACGGCGACGACGAGUGGAGGCGGAAUGUGGUUAACUUUGUGGCGGAGGACUUGCCGGGGGAGGUGAGGGAGGGGUGUAGGGGCGCGGUGGUGGAGGUUUUGGAGGAGGUGGAGGGGAGGGUGAGGGAGAUGGGGGAGGGGGAGGAGGCGGAGGAGGCGGAUGAGUUUGAGUUGAGAGAGGCGUGUAGGGAGUGUUUGGAGGUGAUGGAUUGGUGGAUGGGGAGGGAGAGGGUGCUGGGGAGGGUGGGGUGGUGGUUGCCGAAGGAGGAGUUGGUGGAUGAGGAUGAGGACGAGCUGUGGUGA
Lasiodiplodia theobromae is the source of this 1005-nucleotide messenger RNA. RefSeq lists its product as uncharacterized. The record is from RefSeq and is a predicted model, not a curated record. The transcript has a single exon. Lineage: Eukaryota; Fungi; Ascomycota; Dothideomycetes; Botryosphaeriales; Botryosphaeriaceae. The coding region runs from base 1 to 1005 and encodes 334 amino acids.